This is a messenger RNA of Australozyma saopauloensis, 195 nucleotides long. It is a transcript of the gene NHP6A, whose product is annotated as high-mobility group nucleosome-binding protein. The coding region runs from base 1 to 195 and encodes 64 amino acids. Lineage: Eukaryota; Fungi; Ascomycota; Pichiomycetes; Serinales; Metschnikowiaceae. The transcript has a single exon. Gene Ontology annotation, molecular function: DNA binding, bending. The record is from RefSeq and is a predicted model, not a curated record.
AUGUUCUUCGCCAACGAGAACAGAGACGUCGUCAGAGCUGAGAACCCCGGUAUCAGUUUCGGCCAGGUCGGUAAGUUGUUGGGUGAGAAGUGGAAGGCUUUGGAGGGCGACGAAAAGACCCCUUACGAGGCCAAGGCUGCUGCCGACAAGAAGCGUUACGAAAAAGAGAAGGCUGAGUAUGCCAAGAGACAGUAG